UUUUCUUUUCGGCAUUGAACUUUUCGAAUGGAAAUUUGACCGCCGAAAUUCAAAUUUAUACUAUACAUAUCAAGCUGCUUCUCUAUCGAUUCUUGGACACUCGCUGUGUAGUUCUCAUAGCAACCAUCGGUCUCAAAUCCUCUUCUGUGUACAACGAGCCAUUACCGAACUAAAUUAAUUCAUUUCCUCGAUUUCGUAUUUAUUAUCACUUCAUUACGAUUGAACAAUGGAAUUCGAAAUUGCCUGCGUUUAUCGUAUGUUUAGAGUAUUGUUGGAUUUGAUGAGCGCACUUGAAGUUGCGCUUGAAAAUGAAUCAGCUGUAAGGACUGCCGAUGAUCGGAACUCCCACCAAAAAGGUUUCAAUUCGAUAGCAGAUUUGAAGAAGCAUCUAAUAUCGUUCAGUGAUAUCGUGAAUAUACGUAUGAAAACGAAGCCGUAUGAAAAACGUCAGAGCCAAAAAAGGCUCCAAUCUUCAAUGGCAAAUCUCAAGGAAGCUCAAUCCGAAAUGGAAGCUAUAAAGUCAGCUCUCGGGGAAGCAAGAUCAGAACACGAACGUACCGCUGGUCUCAUUUUGGCGGAAAUCGAAGUCGAAAAUUCGAAUCUUGAAAAAAUAAGGGCUCAUCAUGCUGCAGAGCUAAUUUGACAAAUAGAUAAAUCAAAAGAGAAAAUCAUCAAAAUUCACGAAGAUGAAGACGAAGUCAUUGAGCUACUGAAAGUUGAGAUCGGUUUGAAUGAGAAAUAUCUCAACGUUACAUUACGAUCAGAAAACAUGAGGAAGGAGCGAGAUUUAUACAAACGACGCUCGAAAUCUGAGGCGGAAUAUCUGAAAGUACUCGCUAAUUACGACAAGAAUGUUGGGGCGCUUCAUCACAGAAUGGAAAAUCUUACGGACCGAUGCAAUCAAUUGACAGAAAGACUGAAAAUUUUUCAAGAAGAGCUCGCAAUCCAGAAGCUCCGGUACGUCGAGUUAAAGGAGGAACGAGAAUUGAUCAUUCUGAAAGCUUUCACGGAGAAUUUGGAAAAUUUCAAGCACAACCGUGCAGCAAGAAUAAUUCAGAGAUUUUGGAGAAAUUAUUACGAACGGUGGAGUAUGCGGAAGAAAAAGAAAUCGAAGAAGAAGAAAAAGUGAAGCAGCGAAUUGGAAAUUCGUUUAGUUACAAUAAAUCCUAAUAUAAUUUGUCGACAAACGCGGUCUCAUUAUUUGAAUUUCCCCCGCAUGAAUUAAAAUAUAUAUUUUCAAAGCAAAGGUAAUACCAAAUUUUGGACAGUGAAAGAAGUUUAUUCGAUAUAUAAGUUUAAUAAUAUUUUUUUAUUCAGUUUAUCUUUUUCGUGUGCGACGCAGUGCGUUCAUUUAUUAUUGGUACACUCUGUUUCACUAACAUUUUAGGAAACAGUAAAUCCCAGAAGAGUCCGGAGAUCUUUUUUGUUAUGAAAAGUGCGAGUAAAAGAAGAAUUAUAA
Venturia canescens is the source of this 1459-nucleotide messenger RNA. Its product is annotated as dynein regulatory complex protein 10-like. The coding region runs from base 770 to 1129 and encodes 119 amino acids. The record is from RefSeq and is a predicted model, not a curated record. NCBI's taxonomy places the organism in Eukaryota, Metazoa, Arthropoda, Insecta, Hymenoptera, Ichneumonidae. The transcript has 5 exons. Gene Ontology annotation, molecular function: protein binding.